This is a messenger RNA of Anopheles funestus (African malaria mosquito), 830 nucleotides long. RefSeq lists its product as uncharacterized. Lineage: Eukaryota; Metazoa; Arthropoda; Insecta; Diptera; Culicidae. The record is from RefSeq and is a predicted model, not a curated record. The coding region runs from base 382 to 783 and encodes 133 amino acids. The transcript has 2 exons.
CAUCUGAAAUGGAGGAAUCGAAGGAAAACAUCAACAACGCGAACUGGAAUGUGGUUAGCAUAGUGUAGAAAAUUGAGUUUUCAUGGACGGAAUUAUCCUGCAAUAAAGUAAACAUGCUUCUGAGAUAUCAAAUCACCGUCGGAAGCUUCGGUAAUGUGUGUGUGUGUGUGUGUGUGUGUGUGUGUGUGUGUGUGUGUAGUGAUUGUCGAUAACCACUAGGUGAUUGUACUGUGUGCUUGAUUACUUUGGGAAAUCACCCGAAUCACACUGUGGGCCAAUUUAUGCCACACAAUCGCAGGAAAUGAUAAUCGGUCCGGUGGUCUAGUGGGAGCCAUCUUCCCGUCCAUUUCGAUAAGAACUUCACUUGAAGCGCAUAUAAAAAUGGCAACAACCAAGCAAUUGCUCAUCAGACACCUAAGGGAAAUCGUAACCAUCGGUUGGGCUGUGAAGAGAAUGAAGCAAGAUUUGAAACUGAUUUUUCUUGUGCUUGUCGGUGCCACGACACUGUUGCUACUAUUGCCGGGCGUUUCAGCAGCUCAUUUACCAGUUCCAUACUUUGACCAAAGGCUUGCCGUUGGACCAUUAACUUGGAGCGAGAUGGCAUACUUGCGGCGGCUCGCAGAGGUUGAGGACGGUAGCCUGGAGGUGACCACAAGUUCUACCGAAGCAGAUGGUUCCGAUGCUUGGGACAAUUCGUGCGUCAGUGAAGCAGUUAAUUCUGGCGGUUUCAGCAUGGAAGAAGAGACAAAGGAAUCGGACGAAACCAUCCAGGAGGAUGUGUAGAUAAUGGUGACAGCAUUGGGCACCGUGUAGUUCCAGUAGUGGCAAUA